Molecule: messenger RNA, 948 nt
Organism: Solanum pennellii
Lineage: Eukaryota; Viridiplantae; Streptophyta; Magnoliopsida; Solanales; Solanaceae
Product: DNA replication complex GINS protein PSF2
Exons: 8
Coding region: 128-760 (210 amino acids)
Biological process (GO): DNA replication; double-strand break repair via break-induced replication
Cellular component (GO): nucleus; GINS complex
Source: RefSeq, a predicted model, not a curated record
UCUCUUUACCAAAGGCACCUAAUCAAUUUUCACAUUUCCCGCCAUUUAACAAAUUAGGGCUUAAAAAAUUCAGCUUCAGUAUCCAAAUCCCCCAAAUUUUUACAAGCAAAGCAAAAAAUUAACAUCAAUGGCGAACCAAUCUGAUAAUUCUGUAGCGUUUUCAGCAGCCGAGUUGGAGUUUCUAGCGGAAGAUGAAAUGGUUGAAAUUGUGCCCAACAUGAGAAUGGAACCUCUCAAUCUUAUAUCUGGAGAUUUUGGACCUUUCCGUCCACAAAUAGCAGCACAGGUGCCUCUCUGGCUAGCUGUGGCUUUGAAGAAAAGAGGGAAAUGCACCAUCAGACCACCUGAAUGGAUGUCCGUCGAAAAGUUAACCCAAGUUCUGGAGGCUGAAAGAGACUCUGAAAAGUUCCAAUUGCUACCAUUUCAUUAUGUUGAAAUCUCAAGGCUUCUUUUUGAUCAUGCCCGUGAGGAUAUUCCUGACAUCUAUAUGGUGAGGUCUCUUAUUGAAGAUAUUAAGGAUGUGCGGUUUCACAAAAUUGGAACUGGCUUGGAGAUAAUUUCAAAGGAGGUCACAUAUGCGUUGAGGCUUAAAAAUCUCUCAGCAAUGGAGGCAAAUAUAGUACGUCCAUUUGUUACCAAAGCUUUGCAGACAUUUCAUAAGCUAAAUACUACCGAAGCAAUACCAGAAUCAGGCAGCAUUCCAAACAGACAGCGCCAAGCUGUGAAUCAGCGGGACAAGCGCGUACUAAAAGGUCGAUGAAAGUAUCCUCUCUUCACUUUGCCUCAUGCUGUGACGCUCCAAAGAGACAUGAAUUGAGCAUCCAUCUUACUAGCAAGGAAAGAACUAUUAUUAACACUCUGUAUCAUAUAUAUUGCCACUUCUUUUUUAUGAGCAAUGGAAUGUUUUAUACUCUCAUUCAGUAAAUUUUGUGGUUAUUUUUGUUAUCA